Messenger RNA from Brassica napus (rape), 2705 nucleotides. RefSeq lists its product as uncharacterized. The record is from RefSeq and is a predicted model, not a curated record. The coding region runs from base 367 to 1560 and encodes 397 amino acids. NCBI's taxonomy places the organism in Eukaryota, Viridiplantae, Streptophyta, Magnoliopsida, Brassicales, Brassicaceae. The transcript has 2 exons.
AUCCGUUAUAAAACAUAGGAAAGCAAUCUUCGAAGGAUCCGUUAUAAAACAUAGGAAAAGAAACUAAGUAAAAGACCACAAAACCGUUUGAAAGUUGACAUAUUUACGAGUAUUACCUGGUUUUACCCGGUUUUAAUCCGAUGUAAAUCAAACCGCUAUCCAAAAUAAAUACAAACCGUAAAUUAUUAUUAAACCGAAGAAAGCAGACCGGAUAAACCGUAGAUCUGUUUCCUUUUCUCCUUAACCGUUCCCAUUUCGAAAAACAAACUGUUCCACUCCAAUCGUUUUCUAUUUUUCUCUCUCCCCUAAACAAAGAAUCCUAAAAAAUUUGAACCCAAAUCAAGGAGAUUUGCAAAAUUGAGGAAGAUGGUUGAAACAAGAGGAGCUAAGAGGAAAGAAACUGACGUGAACGUGGAGAUUUCGACGAAAGAAGUAGAGAAGAACGCGAAGAAGAAAAAAAGGACCAUGAACCAAACGAAAGAGACGACGAAGAUGACGGAGGAAUCUGUGAUGGUGACAGAUGAUGUCUUGCCGAUGAAUUACCUCGUGGAAGCUGCGGUGGCUGUUGAGCUAGAACGGAGUGGCCCGACAUCGGAGGAGGAGGAAGACGGCGAAGAAAACGGCGACGACGACGGAAAUGAGGAUGCGGCGAAUGAUGAAGAGAAAGAAGGGGAAGCGGAAGCGAGUAGUUCUGACGAAGAAGAAAAUGGUGACUCUGAUGAAGGAGAGGACGAAGAGGAUCCGCAUGCAACCGCGGCAGAGGAAGCCUCAGAUGAGGAGAAAGAGAACGAAGUUGAGACUAAUGUCGGGGGCCCGACUAAUGCCUGUGAUGGAAACCGCGAGGAAGAAUCCCUAGAUGACGAAGAAGAGAAAGAGCAGGAGGAGGAAUUUGAGGCUACCGAGGCGGCCAAGCCAAGUAGAAUGUUCUUCUUUGAAAAGGAGUACAAGAAACAAAUAAAGCUAGGGACAAGGUGUAUGAUAGUAGACGUUAUCGAUACGUUUUUGUCUCUGGAACCGGAGGCAAGUGAUGCGGAGAGGAGGUGGUUUGAGGAGCAUCCACAAUUCUGUCACUUGUUCCACAAGAAACUGGAUGCAAAUGCACAAGAAAAUUUUAAGAGAAGGAAGAAGAAGAACUCAAACCACAAAGUUCAGGGAAUGUGGAUGUUGUUACUGCGUACUGCCGAUGUCGCGAAGAAGAGAGAAGUGUGGUUCAUUGUCAAUGGUGUUCCCAUCCAUUAUGGGUUGAGGGAACACGCAUUGAUAUCAUGCCUAAACUGCUGCAACUAUCCUCUCGGAUACAAGGAGUUUGGUAAGAAGAAAUUUGUGAAGCGCCAUUUCACGAACGGCGAAGCAAUAAGGUUGGAGGAUGUAGAAGCAAAGUUGUUGGCAAUGGGAGCCCAUAGAGACAGGUUGAGGAUGGUGGUUCUGUUCUUUUUAGGAAGUGUUAUAUGCGCGCAAACAAAAGUUGGCGCAGGAGCCAAUGAUGUAUUGGAUUUUUCCAAAGAGUUGUGGAUGAUCUUGGAUACUGCAAGACCUUUCCAUGGAGGAGAACUCCUUUGAUUAUAUGGUUAAGGAGAUCUCCCACACAAUGGAUCAUUUCGGAGGAUUGGUGAAAGAGAAGACACUAUGACCACUUCCAGGUUUCUGUAUUCCUAUAGAGGUAAGUAAUAGAACAUUACAAAGCUAUUAAAUUUGAAGUAUUGUUUUGUUAACUUUUUUUUAAAAAAUUGGUUUUGUAGCUUCUUACUUUCGAGGCAAUUCCUGAGUUGGGAAUGAGGUUUAGACAACCGGUUGAAGAAGCUGAUCCAUAGUGUCCGAGAAUGUGCCAGUCAACGUUCAAAAAAAUAUAAAUGAAAAGGUUUCCUUUUGCAAGUGUUAAUCAAGAACUGGAUAGGAUUAAGGUUAGUGUUUUCUUUUUCCUCCUGCAAAUUUCAUUCGUAAUUGCCAAAUUAGGUUGGUAAAACUUGGGAAACUUUUGUAAAACUGUUGGGGGAAAACUAGGAAAACUAGAUAAAACAUGAUUUGGUAAACUUGUUUGUAACUAAUUUGUGUUCUUAGCCACAAGAUAUUGACAGCAUCCUACCUACCAGGAACGAAGAAGAAAAAGCUCUUUUGGGCGUUAUUCAUGAAGAGGACGACGACGACGAUUGCACUGAUAUUGCUAUGGACAGCUGGACUAAGCGUAUUAUUGAAGGCUAUACUGUCUUUUUUGAAGAAAUGUGUGAAAAAGACAUUGUAGCCCGACAAGUAAAUGAAGGAUCCGUUAAUGCAGAACAUGCAGUCCUUGAAGGCAUUGCGGCAGGGGAAGAAGUGGCAGAAUAGAAGAAGAUGUUGGAGGAUGUGAUGAAGAAAGUGGAAAGUCUUGGAAAUCAUCUAGAGAGAGUGAUGUCGAUAGUGGACAAUUUUGAGGAAAGGUUGGGGUCGCUUGUGUCGUUUGUGAAAGAAGCGCAGAAGGGAUCGAAGAAGAAGUGAAGUUGUUGGUGUUCCUUGUCGGAUAUGUAUUUUAUGAACCUUUUUUGUUGAUGUUUCAUCCCGGAUAAUGUUGUUGGUGAACCUAAUUUAUGAUGCCUUGUUAUGAAAAACUAAGAGUUAUGGGUAUAAUACUAGGACAACUAGGUAACACUAGUAUAAUUGAAUACUAGGACAACUAUGUGAAACAAUGAGAAAAUGGUAAAACUAGUAUAACUGUUUGUAAUACUAGGACA